AUCAAUGUUCGACUAACACCUGGGUUAAUGAAAAUGAUCUUGAAGAGAACUUCUCAUGUCCGCAGCGAGCUGAAGACCAAGAUGCGAUCGCUGACAGGGUCAUUUUUUGGCUUUCGUGCGAAUGACAGUAGGGAAGUGAUUAGGCGCAAUCGUGAUCGUGCAGAAUCUCUCAAGGAGGGUUUGCUGUUUGCUUACAAGGACUGGGAGUCCAAGCAGGGAAUCUACAAGACGGACUUAUUACAAAUGGGUGUCAAUCACAUGUGGUUUGCAAACCGCAAUGAUGAGGGCAUCGUUUACCACCGGUACUUCAACCCUUUGCCUGUCGAAACAAUGGCACUCUUGCUGGCGUCUGUGAGUACUAGGACC
Molecule: messenger RNA, 366 nt
Organism: Suillus fuscotomentosus
Lineage: Eukaryota; Fungi; Basidiomycota; Agaricomycetes; Boletales; Suillaceae
Exons: 3
Source: RefSeq, a predicted model, not a curated record